AUGACUUCUCCAACAACAUCACCACGUUCCGGUGAUAUAAUAAUUCCUGUGGAUGUCAGAAGAGAUCUAGUGAUGGACGAAUCAGAUCACAUGUGGUUAUUCUAUUUCAGUCGGCAAGAGUUCAUUAAUGCAUGCAACAAUAGGAACAUACUUGGUUACUUGAAAUUGAAAAUUAAAAUAGGAGGCUUGGAAGAUUUUCGUGAUUUAUUGGUAAAUUCGGUGAACAAGAAAGAGAAAAUUUAUCCGGUGAAGGAAUUCUGGCAAACGGAUAAGAAAUUUUUUCGAGGUGAAGUGAAGAAAUACGGGUACAGUUGGGUAUCUGAACAAGAUCUAGAACUAUCAAAUGCGACAAUGAUGUAUGGUGGAAAUUUGACAACUCGUAAACGCAAGUUUUUGGCUAUGGAAGAAAACAAGUAG
Molecule: messenger RNA, 417 nt
Organism: Sphenostylis stenocarpa
Lineage: Eukaryota; Viridiplantae; Streptophyta; Magnoliopsida; Fabales; Fabaceae
Source: the annotation of a GenBank genome assembly